Molecule: messenger RNA, 3307 nt
Organism: Chinchilla lanigera (long-tailed chinchilla)
Lineage: Eukaryota; Metazoa; Chordata; Mammalia; Rodentia; Chinchillidae
Gene: Twsg1
Product: twisted gastrulation BMP signaling modulator 1
Biological process (GO): regulation of BMP signaling pathway
Source: RefSeq, a predicted model, not a curated record
CUUGCUGGGAGUUUCCGAUCGUCUCGGUGGGAGAAUCAUGAAGUCGCACUGUGUCGCCGUGCUGAUGCUGGCCGGGCUGAUGUUCUUCUUGUGGCUUCCCGGGUCUCUGAGCUGCAACAAAGCACUGUGCGCUAGCGACGUGAGCAAGUGCCUCAUCCAGGAGCUGUGCCAGUGCCGGCCCGGCGAGGGGAACUGCUCGUGCUGCAAGGAGUGCAUGCUGUGCCUGGGCGCCCUCUGGGACGAGUGCUGCGACUGUGUUGGGAUGUGCAACCCUCGGAACUACAGCGACACCCCGCCCACCUCCAAGAGCACCGUGGAGGAGCUGCACGAGCCCAUCCCCUCCCUCUUCCGGGCGCUCACCGAGGGAGACACCCAGCUCAACUGGAACAUCGUGUCCUUCCCCGUCGCGGAGGAGCUUUCGCACCAUGAGAAUCUGGUUUCUUUCCUGGAAACUGUGAACCAGCCCCACCACCAGAACGUGUCUGUCCCCAGCAACAACGUUCACGCGCCUUACUCCAGCGACAAAGAGCACAUGUGCACGGUGGUCUACUUCGAUGACUGCAUGUCCAUCCACCAGUGUAAGAUCUCCUGCGAGUCCAUGGGCGCCUCCAAGUACCGCUGGUUCCACAACGCGUGCUGUGAGUGCGUCGGGCCCGAGUGCAUCGACUAUGGCAGCAAGACCGUCAAGUGCAUGAACUGCAUGUUCUAGAAGAGGGAACGAGAUUCAGCCCCAGCGGUGUAGCACAGAGAGGGGUAAAGUUACUCAGUCCACGGGUGGCGUUAGGGUGCCAGAGAGCUUGACAGGUAGAGGACUUGGAAUGAGUGCCUUCUAAAGUACGACGUGCCACGAAUGUGCUAAGUUCCGUGAUUAUACCCGGACUUCCGGGCUUUCCUGCCCACUAGCAAUGCACCACCUCCCUGGAGUGCGAGCACAGUUUGGCCAGGCAGGAAGCGGAUGUGCAGAGAAUCCCCGGAAAUGCCCGAGGCUUCGGUGGAAAGCCUGAUGCCAUUUUCCUCUCGCGUCCAAACGCUUUUUGCUGUCAGAGUGUUAGCGGGCGCCCGGGACGGGAGUCACGGCCUGUGCCUGCGCAUCUCUGAGCGCAGUCUCCCGGCUGGGCCAGGGGCCGCGCUGCUUUGUAAACGUGGACUCAGACUCUCGCUGACCCCCGUGGAAACUCCACUCUCAAGCCCUCUCAGUCGGUUUUAGAAAGCAGGUGCUCGCUGUGUUUUGCAGUUGCGGACUCUCACAUGGCAGAAUCCCUCCUGUAGCAUGCUGGCUGUCACCGCUGUAGGGAACGUGUCCCCUCCUCUCCCGCCCACCCAAAGUGCCUGUGGCGCCUGAAGAGUCACCGCUGCCAGGGCCUUCAGGUGCGCCGCAGGGGACUCACUGGCGGCUGCAGAGCCCUGGGCUGGGGAUCCCUGCCGCAUGCUAUGCCCAAACACCACGCGGGCGGCAGAGUGAGCGGCUGGCCAGCCAGGCAGCCCAGGUCUCAGCAGAGGCUUGACAGGGCCAAGGGAGGAGACGCGUGGAGAGGGACAGGGCCGGGCACAGUGCCGGGAGCCAAAACGGAAAACAAAUUGUGCUGGCUGUUGUUAUUUCAUUUGUUGAGUUUAUAUCUGGAUCUGAUGUUCUGGUUAGACAAGUGUCAUUGCACUGUGGGAAGUUCAGAUUCUGAAAUUGGAAGAAAAUCUGUUCAGGAUGAUGUCCACUCAGAAUAUACCACAGAGCCACCUCGUCCACCCCGCCGGCCAUGUCCGGCAGCCUCCCGAGCUCUGUGUCCCACUCGUCUCGCUCCAGUUGAAAUCAUAUUUAUAUGACAGUAGAGUUAGUUUCACAAAAUUGCUGGGUUUUCUAGUGCUUUUUGAGUGACAAAUAACUUUUUAGGAACACUCCUUUGUAUGUCUACAUAUUUUAGUCUAUGAAAUAGAUAAUGCUCUGGGAUAUGUUUUGUACUAUUAUUUGAGCACUAGUUAGAUCAUUUGAGAUAGUAGGAUUAUUAUAAAAUAUAAAGCCUGAUAACCCUUCUUCUCUUUCAGAUAACUCUAAUGAGUAUUCAAGGUACAUUAGCCUUUUAGGAAGCUGUGAUUUAGCUCAUGGAAGUUAUUUUAGUAGGAAAAUGUUGGGUGUCCUUUCUCAUUUACCUAGAGUGCCUCUCAUGAAAGCGCCUUCAAACUCUAGCUCUUCCCCAUCAGCACCUAGAGAGCUCAGGGGUUUCUUGAACUCAAGGAGAGGAAAUAUUAAAGGAAUCUGCAUCAUUUCAACCUGCUAGUUUACGGCUAAUUUGACACCUAUGAAUGGAGGAAUAAUUUGUUUGUGUUUGUGUAUUGGCAACAUUGGUAGUGUUUUCUUCAUGCUGGUAGCAAACAUUGUAACUGCAUUUAUGGUUUUUAAGAUCUUCAUUAUUAAAGAUUCAGUAUUUCUUUUCCACUCCUCAAAUUGCACAGUGGGCAAUUUCUUAAACCACAUUACUUCACCUGCUUUUCCCUUACCCUCUUUCUCCCAUUAGAAAUUAUCCCCAGCGGGAUGAGCUUUCAUAUUUAAAUUUAUUUCCCCUAGUAUACUAAUAGGUUGAGAAAAAGACAGAGUUCACCUAAAAGCUUCCAUUUCCAGUUCUGAAAUGCAUUCAAGGUCCUGAAUGACAGUCUUUUUCCACACUGAGAAUAACACAUUGAGAAGCUAGUUGCCUCACCGGAAUGUGGACCCCUCAUCAUUCCAACAUAUUCAUUCCUAUAUUGAAGCUUUGUUUAAAAUUCCUUUUUCUUUUAAUAAAAAAUUAGAUUGUUACCUGUAUUGUGAUCAGACCCCAACACACUAGAUUUUAUGUCAGUGGGCGCUGUAGAAGCGAUGCAUAAAAAACCUUUCCUGUUAUUUGCUUGCCAGAGGGGUGCUCCAGUGUUUUUCCUCAGAACGCUAUCACUGCAGCUGUGUUCAUAAUUGUCACCAAGUCAAAUGAUCAUUCAAAUAAAAUCUAAUGUCUAUUUCCAUGAGAGAGGUCUUUAUGCAGAAAUACAGUUCUAAAGUUUCAGAAAGCAAAAUUGUUAGACUAUUAGAACAAAUAUUUGUAAAUCAGAAUGGCAUCAAAAUAGAGAAAAGAAACAAAACCUUCUGGAAAAUUAGAUGAUCAGCACAAGCCAUAUUUUAAAGUUUCCCUUUAUGAAAGUGUCGUUGAAGGCUGUUAAAAUCUAUUCCGCACCCCAGAGUCUGUGUUCGCUGUAUUUUUCAUGACUUACCAUGUAGAAAAGUGUGUAUGUGUUCUUUGUUGGCUUUAGAAACAAAAACAUAUUUUAAUAAAAAAAUGAAAUGUGA